AUGAAAUCAAAAGGCAAGAAAAUUGUGGUUGUUGCCCAUUCCUAUGGUGGAAUGGUUGGAGCUGGUGCCGUGAAAGGCAUGGAAUACGCAAAAAGGAAGAAGGACGGCAGUAACGGUGCUGUAGUCAUUUUGGUAUACCUGGCUGCGUUUGUUGCCAAAUCAGGCACUAGCCUGCAAGACAUGCUCGGGGAAAAGUGGUUACCAUGGAUGUAA
This is a messenger RNA of Penicillium odoratum, 213 nucleotides long. RefSeq lists its product as uncharacterized. Lineage: Eukaryota; Fungi; Ascomycota; Eurotiomycetes; Eurotiales; Aspergillaceae. The record is from RefSeq and is a predicted model, not a curated record. The transcript has a single exon. Bases 1 to 213 code for a protein of 70 amino acids.